This is a messenger RNA of Cotesia glomerata, 2618 nucleotides long. Its product is annotated as glucose dehydrogenase [FAD, quinone]-like. The coding region runs from base 713 to 2560 and encodes 615 amino acids. The transcript is spliced from 8 exons. Gene Ontology annotation, molecular function: oxidoreductase activity, acting on CH-OH group of donors; flavin adenine dinucleotide binding. NCBI's taxonomy places the organism in Eukaryota, Metazoa, Arthropoda, Insecta, Hymenoptera, Braconidae. The record is from RefSeq and is a predicted model, not a curated record.
AUUGUAGCAACAAAGUGAAAGGACUUGCAGUACCGUGAGUCUAUUGUUGAAUAAAGUUUGUGCAAAUUUAUCUUCAACACUUUAAUUGCCUAAAUAAAUUCAAAUUUAAUAAUUUAUAAGCAUUAAAAAAUUGAUUAAAUUUUUUCUAAAUUUUUAUUUAAUAAAAAUAAAUAUUGAGAUCAAAUGUUCUGACGAAAAUAAUAGAUUGAAUUUAGUUUUGAUAUUUUAUUUUAAAGCGUGACAAAUGGAAUAAUUUCACAUGUGAGGUCCAUGGACGUAUGAAGAAGGUUUAGAUCAAGUUUUACAGUAAUCAUCAUUAGUGCAGUGUUCUUUGUGUACGUGGCAUAAUAUUGUUUUUCGAUUGUUAUCACAAAUAACAAGCAGCUAAAGACUGUUAUCAUUUCGAUGAAUUAAUAAGUGAACUUUGAUUUAGUUUAAACAUUUCAUAUCUAUAAAUCGACAUUCAAAUUUUACUAUUCUAUAAGAAUGUUUAAAUUUUACUAUUUUAUAAGAAUGUGUGCAGAGGGAGCCGUAUAAGCAUAAAACAGUGUUUUGAUAAACAAUAAUUUUUGCAUGUUAUGAUUCGUGAGAGUAAUUAGACAUUCUUUAUCAUCCUAUUUAAAAUUCUUCAAAAUUAGUGAAAAAGUAAGAAACUAUUUUACUCAGGUGUUUUUUUUUUUUCAAUUAUAAUCGUACGACGUAAUAAAUAAAAAUGUCGUACAAUGUUUCAAUUUUAUCUGAAUGUGUGGAACCAUUUUUGGGGCCUAGUUUGGCUCAAGUAUGUCCUGGGUCACAGUUUCUUCUAUUCAUGACUCUCUUGGAUACAUUUAUUCGUACCAACCUUGAAGUAUCUCAGUUGUGCAAUCGAGUGUUUCCUACUAAUCCAGCUGAUUAUUAUUAUGACUUUAUAGUGAUUGGAGGAGGAUCCGCUGGUGCGGUUGUCGCUGCGCGGCUGAGUGACGUACCGGAGUGGAAAGUUUUACUUUUGGAAGCUGGACCGGAUGAACCACCUGGUGCCGAUAUUCCGAGUAUGGUUGCUAUGUUUCUAGGAACCGAACUCGACUGGCAAUUUAAAACAACAAAUGAAGAAAAUGCUUGUCUAUCAACAAAUGGAUCUUGUGGAUGGCCACGUGGCAAAAAUCUUGGUGGUUCUUCCGUCCACAAUGGAAUGAUGUAUAUUCGUGGUCACGCUAAAGAUUAUGAUGACUGGGAAUCUAUGGGGAAUGAGGAAUGGGGUUGGCGUGACGUGCUUCCUCACUUCAUGGCAAUGGAGGACAAUGGAGAUAUAGAUAUACUUGAUGAUAAAUAUCACAGUACAGGAGGACCCUUGAGAAUAGAAAAAUUUCCAUGGCGACCUUCUAUAUCUGAUGACAUCAUUCGUGCAGCAGAAGAACAAGGAUUUGGUUUAAGUAGUGAUCUAAAUGGUGACACGAUAACUGGAUUUACAAUAGCGCAAUCUACAAGUAAAAAUGGCGUUCGUGUAAGCAGUGCCAGUGCAUUCUUACGGCCCAUUAGAAAUCGCCGUAAUCUUCACAUCGCGUUGAAUGCUACAGUCACUAAAAUACUUAUUGAAGGCCGUAAAGCUGUUGGCGUUCAAUACAUUCAAGACAAUGAAUUACGUACGGCAAGGUCAAUCCGGGAAAUUAUCGUUUCGGCCGGAGCUAUUGGAUCACCGCAUUUAUUGCUGUUGUCUGGAAUAGGCCCAAAAAAGCAUCUGAAAGAAAUGGGAGUACCCGUGGUUCAAGAUUUGCCUGGUGUUGGUGAAAACUUACAGAAUCAUGUGUCUUAUACACUUACGUACACAAUUAAUCAAGCUAAUGAGUAUGAUUUGAAUUGGGCCGCGGCUUUAGAAUACGUAAGUCGUCAGAGAGGACCCAUGUCAUCAACUGGUAUGUCCCAGAUCACAGGUAUUAUGUCCUCGAGUUAUAGUACGCCAGAUCAUCCGGAUUUACAAUUUUACUUUGGAGGAUUUCAAGCAACCUGUGCAACUACCGGCCAAAUUGGAAUGCUUAUAGAUAAUACCCAACGUAGUAUUAGUAUAUCGCCAACUAAUCUUCAUCCACGAAGCAGAGGAUUCAUUCAUUUGGCAGACAAUAAUCCACUAAGUAAACCUAUCAUUCAAGCAAACUAUUUUCAAGAUCCUGAAGACGUUGCGGUUUUAAUAGAAGGCAUUCAGUUGGCUAUAUCCCUUAUGAAUUCAAGUGAACUUUCAAAACUUAACCUCACCUUAAUGAAUCCCUCUGUUCAAGUAUGCUCACAGUUUAUGUAUUUAAGCAACGAAUACUGGAGUUGUGUUAUUAAACAAGAUACUGGACCGGAAAAUCAUCAAGCCGGUUCCUGUAAAAUGGGACCAGUAAGUGAUUCGAUGUCUGUCGUUAGUUCUAAACUAAAAGUUCAUGGAAUCGCUGGCCUUCGAGUUGCUGAUACUUCUAUUAUGCCCAAAGUAACGUCUGGAAAUACGGGUGCUCCAGCAAUGAUGAUAGGGGAAAGAGUGGCAACAUUUAUCAAACAAGAGUGGUUGAGAUUAAGAGGACCCUGGGGUCCGAUGUCUAUUUUUUAAUAAGUAUUUUGACAUAAAUUUAAUCAAAUUUCAGGUCCAUUUAUUAUAAAUCUUAUUG